AUGGAUAAGCUUAUUGAUAGUUUUCUAAGCUUUCCAUCUUCACCAAACAUCUCCGAGGCCGAACUCCACAAACAGAUCCAGAAUCACCUCUCGUUGCUGAAUAGAACCCCUGCCACGACACUUGCGUAUCAGCAUGCUGGGACUGAUGUGUUGGCAUUGUUGGACCCUUCAGUCAAUAGCCUCGCAUACCUCUAUGUAUUGUGCGUUUGGGAGAGCCGGUUUGGGUUGAUAUGUUUGUGCUGAUCGGUGGGAUAUUAUAGAGUUGCCCGAAUAGACCUUGGCCAGAAGAGUGCUAUGGAAGUUGCGUGGAGACAGGUUAUUACAUUUCUCGAGACUUUCAAUCCGAAGCAAGUCCGGUGUGCACAGGACAUCUUUAGGCGACUGGUGGACUCCUUCUUCUCCUUUGCUACGGAGAAUGGUAAAGUUGGUUCUUGGUCCUAGCCUUUGUGGGUUUCAUUGCGCUUCCUUUACUAAUGCAAGCGGUUCCUAGCCUAUAAUUGCCGUCCGCCCAAUCAAGAAAGCGAUCCUACGGUUUAAUCCUACCAAGUUUUCCUUCCUGCAUCCUCUCUUCCUUCGUUUGUGCUUGGAGGCCAAAUGCUAUCGUGAUGCGGCAGCUAUUGUUGAUGUUGAUCUCGUCGAGUUUCCUUGUGUCACUACUAGCAAAGUGACGGAAAAUGCAAGGGUUAGAGAGAUUACAUACCAAGAUGUUCUGACAUACUUCUUGUAUGCUGGGAUGAUUUACAUGGGGAUCAAGGAAUGGAGAAGGGCGGCGGAUUAUCUCACCUAUGUUUGUCCUGCUGUGCUAUUGUUCUUAUGGAUGUCAGUUGACGGAGGAUCAAAGGCUAUAGCUGCUCCCGGCAGUGCGUGUUCACAAAUUCAAAUAGACGCAUACAAAAAAUACAUACUUGUCGGUCUUCUUCUUGAUGGAAAGGUAAACUACCUUCGACACUGUUUGCUAUAUUCGAGCUAAUGCGCCUAGUCACUGCCGAUACCCAGAUCUACCACCUCAGUAGCGAAUCGAGCUUACAAAGCAUUAAGCAAACCCUAUGAAUCGUUUGCCUCGGCCUUCAAGGCCGGAAACCCAGAGUUAUUGCGCACGGAGGUUACCCAGCUGGUUGAUGUCUUUAGGCAAGAUAAUAAUACCGGCCUGGCUAUUCAAUGUCUUGAGGCGUUUAGACGGAUGCAAAUAAUUGCGCUUAGGGACACCUAUGUUACCUUAAGCACAGAGGAGAUAUCCAAGAAAGAUUUGGAGGUAACUGGUCGUGGUGGUGACAUGGGUGGGAAGGAGGGUACUGAAGCUGUAAUCUUAGGCAUGGUUUGUUUUUCCUACCAAGGACCAACAGCUCCGUGGGCGGUGAACUAACAAUAUUAGAUUGAACGUGAGGAAAUAAGUGCGUCUCUUUCGCACUCGCACCCGAACCCGGAGCAAUCGCAAACAACAGUUCACUUUCACAAUCACCCCGUGGAUGAAAGUUGCAAUCUCGCUGCCCUUCAAGUGGAACUACGCCGUAUUAUGACUCUGAACAAGCAGAUGAAGACGAUUAAUAAGAAGUAUGGCAUGAGCAGGGAAUUCAUCCAAUACAUGGUCAAGAUGGCGAAAAUGUCUGGAAGCAGCGUUUUAGCCGGUAUGGCGGAGCCAGAUUUGAUGGACUUUGAUUACGGUUUUAGUUGGGCCGAGGACGAGCCCGAGGAGGCAAUUAUGCAGGACUUUGAGGACGAUAUGUAAUCCCGGCGAGGCUAGUGUUGCAUCAUUUCUCCAUUUUCCAGCAUGGGUGUUGGUUUGUGCUGAACAGAGAAUCCGUAUUUUUAUGUUACAAUUCAAUGGAGCCUUUCCCUCUUUCUUCUUCCUCCCCUUCUUCUUCUGCUUCUUCUACGGCUAGUAGAGUAAUUGAGGAUGGUCGGGUUUGGUUGACAAGAUUUUUAUACGCAAGGCCAUUUUAAGAAAGCUUGUGAUGAUAAUAUUAUGGGAAUGGCAUUCGUUGGCG
This is a messenger RNA of Tuber aestivum (summer truffle), 1985 nucleotides long. NCBI's taxonomy places the organism in Eukaryota, Fungi, Ascomycota, Pezizomycetes, Pezizales, Tuberaceae. The record is from the annotation of a GenBank genome assembly.